CACAAGGCCUCGGCCACCAGUCGAUCGCCAGCCACCACAGAGAUGCCUACAUACAAACUAAUGUACUUCCCCGUCCGGGGGAGAGGUGAAAUUAUUCGUCUUGCCUUCGCGGCUGCUGGACAAACAUUCGAAGAUGAACUUGUCUCGAUGGAAGACUGGCCUUCCCUGAAACCAAAGGUGCCCACGGGACAAAUACCAGUCCUGGAGGUGGACGGAAAGCAGUUAUCUCAGAGUUUGGCCAUAGCCCGGUACCUAGCAAGGGAGUUUGAUCUGUCAGGUCAGGGAAACCUGGAGCAGUGCCUAGUAGACCAGGUGGUUGACACUGCCGCGGAUACAUUUACGCAAUUCUAUGAAUAUUACAAGAUACACGAUCAAGAGACGGACAAGGACAAAAAGGAGGAUCUCAAAAAGAAAUUUGUAACGGAAAGUAUUCCAAAGUUUGCCAGAAUCUUCACAACUUUUAUGGAAAACAGUGGAGGCAAAAAUGGGUACUUUGUUGGAUCUAAACUGACGUUAGCUGAUCUGGCAUGCCACGAUAUUUUUACAACCCUUAUUCAUUUAAAUUCGGAUGCUUUGAAAGACUUUCCAAAACUGGCGGCAAACCGCCAACAAGUUGAGGAGAACGAGAACAUGAAGCUGUACCUGACAAAGCGCCCAGAGAGCUCCAUAUAGUGACUACAUCAGGAGUUCGGCUGUUUUCAGUAUGUUUUAUAUAAUAGAAAACUGAAAUUUAUUGUAAACCUGAUAAAACAUAAAUGCUAAGGUUAUUGACGAGACAAAUGUCAUUUUCUUUCCUACAAUAGGACAUACAUCUAACACAACGUAGGGUCGGCUACCACCUUUAAUUUCCUUGUACAAUAUGUGCGAUCAUGUUAUCUAUGUGACUUGAAAUAAAGAAUACUUAAACCUUCACUACAAGUGUAUUAACUUCUGUGUUUAUUUAAUUUAUGAAUGAAUUUAUUAUCAUAUUAAGUGAAUGCUUGUACAAGCAAUAUGCAUAGGCAUGAAGGUACGGUCAUCAUUAAUGAAAGCUCCAACAUACUACGUGCAGAUGAACAUUUGUACAAUGUUGUAAAAAUACAUUGAAAAUUGUCAAAAAGAUGUGUUUUAUUGUUAUGUCUUAACAUUAAAAAUGAAAACAUCAAGGUAUUGUUUUAAAUAAACUUUAUUUCUACAAGCAUCAGAAGGAAGACUCAUCCAGCUAGUUUUAAACCUUACAUGAAUUAUAAACUAAUAAACAACACAACAACUAAAAUGUCAUAAAUCCUAACAAAUAAAAACAUAAUCAAACAAUAAAUAAAAUCCAAUGAGAGGACGAGCACGGGGCUACUACUCAAUCAGAAAACAAAGGAGUUGUAUACUAACCAUCUUCAUGAAGAUGAAAGGCAACUACAUACACAGAAAACACACGUGUUUAAAAAGAACAUAUAACAGCUAGAAAGAGAAAAAGCAUUCAUGUGUCAAUAUUUUUCAGAGAAACAGAGUGAUAUUCCCAUAAAUUUAAAGCAUUAUGUUACAUGUACUCAAUAACUUAUUCCUUUCAAAAUUACAACCUUAUCAGUUUGGUUACCAAACAUUCUAUAUAUAAUAUUGCCUUUGGUAGAUUUGGCUUUUGGAAUCCUAACUUUUUUGACGUAGCUCUCAUCGCUGAUAUCUCGCCGCGCGAUGUUGAUACCUUUAGUUACAAGUAAACAAAUUCGGUCUCUUAUUUUGUUUUAAUCAUUUAAGUACAAAGUAAUAUAUGUGUUAAUAAUGUAUUUAAAUACGAUUGGUUCCAAGGCAAGUUGGACGAUUUUUAAAUUUAAUGUUUCAAAUGAUGGUGAUGACAACAGUUUUGAAAUGUGCUAGAUCGGUCUGUAAGGUUUUCUUUGUAACUUAACUUUUCUUAAUAGCUCCGGUUAACAUCUGAUGCAAGAUAAUUUACAUUUAGAUCCCCAUACAGACCCGUUGAUUUGUUUAUUAUUCAACAGAAACUGCAUUUCACAAUGAUCACCCAGAUAUGCAAUUUAUCUUUCUAUUUGUUCGAAUUGACAUCGAAUGUCAAACAUGUAAAACGUUUUAACGGACAUAUGUAGAUUUUAGUUUUAUGUUAAUCUGAAUGUGCCCCGUUUGAACACUAUUGACAAAACACUUUGACGUAAACUGCUCGUGUGCAUACUGUUAUAUUUGGUAGUGUAUGGAUAUAUUUAUUGAAUCUGUUUUCAGCACCCAAAUGGUGCACUUUAAAGGGACGUGUUCACAUCAGACUUUAACCAUCAUUAAACACAUCGCACAUUUGAUAUCUGGAAAGUUGUACCUAAUUCAGUAGUUUUGUUUUGAAGUUACAUAAAGAUUAAAAUUUGCGCUAAUCACUGAUUAAGCUAAUCACCUUUUGAACAACUGGGCCCUGGUCGUCAUCACCUAAUACUGGCUUUUACCAUUUAUCAUGUUACAUAAUUAUAUCAUAGUGAUGGUUUAUAGACUACACAUUCUAAAAUCCUUUUCACAUUAUGAAGAAAAAGUACGGUUUUCACACUUCUGAUGCGAAAUAAAAAGCUUUUGGCUCUGAAUAUGUGCAUCUAUAGCAUAAGUAGUUUUGCAUAAAGCGACAGACGUGUCUGUCAUUUAUAUACGAAUUGAGACAGACCUCCAGGAAAGUUCGCUGUCAACAAA
Molecule: messenger RNA, 2652 nt
Organism: Mizuhopecten yessoensis (Yesso scallop)
Lineage: Eukaryota; Metazoa; Mollusca; Bivalvia; Pectinida; Pectinidae
Product: hematopoietic prostaglandin D synthase-like
Exons: 5
Coding region: 43-672 (209 amino acids)
Biological process (GO): glutathione metabolic process
Molecular function (GO): glutathione transferase activity
Source: RefSeq, a predicted model, not a curated record